Messenger RNA from Trypanosoma brucei brucei TREU927, 2391 nucleotides. RefSeq lists its product as hypothetical. NCBI's taxonomy places the organism in Eukaryota, Euglenozoa, Kinetoplastea, Trypanosomatida, Trypanosomatidae. The transcript has a single exon. Gene Ontology annotation, molecular function: metal ion binding; protein binding. Bases 1 to 2391 code for a protein of 796 amino acids. The record is from RefSeq and is a predicted model, not a curated record.
AUGGGAAGGAAGGAUGACGCCAUUAAAAAGUUAAUAUCGCUUAAUUUUAGUAAAAGCAAGGCAACAGAAGCACUUAAGGAGGCUAAUGGAGACUUUGACGUUGCCCUGAGAAUUUUGCAGAACAAAAAAGUGAAAGAACAACAGGUUCCGGUGAAAUCAUUGGCAGAAAAGCCAAAGUUGAGCGGUAAUGAUGACCGCGUGGGUGACGGUGGUGAGGUGAAGCAAAGGAAACACCCGUGUAUAGUGCAAUACAAAAAAUGCCAAUAUGGAAAGUUCUGUCGACUUCGUGACUACCCGGGUGAUGUCUGCAUCAACUACUUCAAUGGUACUUGCUUGUAUGGAAACUUCUGCAAGAGACGACACUAUGUUGAUGGAGUAGACAUACGGGCCGACCAACGUCCGGAGACAAGUAGUGGAAUAGUUAAGCACCAGUCGGGCACCAUCCGUAUAUCCAGGUCAUGUGGCAAUGGGGUGUUUGUUGGGGAUGUGAUACAGUGUGUUGACGAGGAAUCGUCUUCCCAGCUUGCCGGUGCAACUCCUGAGCCAUGCCGCUUUAAUCUCAUCCAGGGCUCGGAACCUACGUAUACGGAUCCCAGAGCUCUAGAUUGGCAGUCGCGUGCUACUUCCGUCAUCGGUACCACCCCAACUCCAUUCUUGGAUGCAGUAAGGCAAAAUGCGCAGAAACAGGCUUUCGAAGAGGUCGCACCAACCUCUCCCGUCCCACUUUCAGUAACUUCUAGGGCUAUCUCAAGGAAUAAACACCCCUGUAUAGCGCAGCGCGGUUGCUGUAAAUACGGAAAGAACUGCCUUCAUGCAGACAGGGACGCAGACGUUUGCGUGUUCUUUCUGAACGGAAGAUGUGCGAGGGAAGGUUCCUGCAAGUACCGACAUGAAAGCGAUGCGGAAUAUUUGAGACGUGUUCGACCUGAUUUAUGGGGUGGAGGCUGCGAUGACGCUAGCCAAGGCGGCGAGACGGUACCACUAACCGCCGAGAAGGUGUUGAAGGAUGUGACAAGAGCGCGGUGGUGUCAAGCUGAUGAUGGGGAGGUUAAGGAUGGGGAAAGAUACCAACAAACCGGUGUUUCCCUCUCGGAUUUUCUUCCGACCGCGCGUGUGGACGACGCACCCGAGGGCGGUACCCAGCGGGGGGAGCACGAUGAAGAUUCGAUGGCACCUGACCAAAGCGGGGACAAUGAGUUUGCCUCGCUUCUGAGUUUGAUUGAUGCGUUCCCAAGCGCCGAACCAUAUUUGUUGCUGCACGCCCUUCGCUGCGCUGACGGUAAUCCCCAUUACGCCGCCGACGUCAUAAACCGAGUGAGUAAUAUUGAUUCCACUGAGGAUAUCGAUCUUUGCUUCCUAGCAAGCCGCUUGGAAGACGAGGAUGAGGAGAGAGAGGCCGCAAUCCGGGACAAACACGAGUGGUUUCUCACACUCUGCACGCUGUUUCCAGGCGUAGACACACCGUCGAUUCAAGCGGUGUUGGAUCGAUGUGGAGGGGAAUACGGAGAGGCCUACGACAUUUUGCUUUGCCAAAGUGGUUCAGUAACAGCGAAGGCUUAUGGGACCGCCUGGAGCGGUAAAGUUAAGGGAAGCGAAGAGGCUCGCGUGGAGAAGUUGUGCGGCAUGUACCCGGGACUUCCCAAGGACGUGGUACAGAAUGCCUUCGGGACUGCUGAUGGCAAUUUUCUCGUGGCAAGCGGUAUAUUGAAUGAUAUGACCAAAGAUAUGUUGGUGGCGGGAGACGUUGUUGCUGAUAGCCACCCCUGUCCGGCUCGCGGAAAGGUUGUUGUUACGACGAAGCGAACGUCCGAAGAAGAUGAACCGAAGAAGGUGUCGUUCCAGUUUCCGGUGAGCAGCCCAUCACGCGAGGAAGUGGAGGCGUUUUACAACAGUGUGAAGAACGAGGUACGAGAGCUUGGUGAUUGGCGACGGGUGCGAGAGCAGGCGUAUAUCAUCAACAGUUGUCGUAUCCGCGUGCUCAAGCACGCUGCAGCGGCAUACCGACGUGGUGACGGCGAAGCCGCCAAGACUCUUAGUCGUCAUGGGAAAGAACUUGGUGCCCAGUAUCAGCGUCUCAACCGCAUUGCGAUGGUCGCACUGGAGCGGGAGCGUCUGUAUAGUAGCCCAGUCGUCACGCUUGACCUCCAUGGCUUCCACGUUGAGGAGGCGAUCGAGGUAGUGCGACGUCGUGUGAAGUUGUGCCAGCAGAAAGGUGUGAGGAACCUGCAAAUUGUCACUGGCAGUGGCAAGCACAGCCGUGGCGGGAACUCUGCCCUUCACUCCGCAGUGCUGAAGCAGCUUCAGGAGGAUACGCAACUAGACGGCAUCGUUAAAAUCGGGUCAAUAAAACCUGCUUUUUUUGACGUUCAAAUUGCACCGCGGCGUAAGUAA